Cottoperca gobio is the source of this 1203-nucleotide messenger RNA. It is a transcript of the gene ltb4r2b, whose product is annotated as leukotriene B4 receptor 2b. Gene Ontology annotation, molecular function: leukotriene receptor activity; complement receptor activity. The record is from RefSeq and is a predicted model, not a curated record. Gene Ontology annotation, cellular component: plasma membrane. NCBI's taxonomy places the organism in Eukaryota, Metazoa, Chordata, Actinopteri, Perciformes, Bovichtidae. Gene Ontology annotation, biological process: complement receptor mediated signaling pathway; phospholipase C-activating G protein-coupled receptor signaling pathway; positive regulation of cytosolic calcium ion concentration.
AUGGACAGAGCGAGCGGAGACCGUCACAUAAGGCUGUCGGACAGAGCGGAGAGCAGCGGUGGAAUAACUCAACCUGACACUCAUCACAGAGAGGCAUCCAGGAAAGGAUCAAAACGUCCUCAUCAUGUCCAACUUCAGUUCUCCCUCCUCAACUUUCAUUCCCAAAGUCGUAAAAAACCACAGGAUGACAGCGUCGUGAGCAAUGACUUUUCCACGACCUUGGGUGCCCUCAUCCUCAGCUUGGUCGUCCUCCUGGGCGUCCCCGGCAACCUCUUCAUCAUCUGGAGCAUCCUCGCUCGCGCCCGACGAUGCUCGGUCACCACCCUCCUCAUCCUCAACCUGGCGUGUGCCGACGGCUUCCUCAUGGCCCUCACCAUCUUCUUCAUCAUCUACCUGGCCAAGCAGACGUGGGUCUUCGGCGACGCCAUGUGCAAAGGCCUGUUCUACCUGUGCAACGCCAACAUGUACGCCUCCAUCUUUCUGAUCACGCUGAUGAGCGUGCACAGGAUGGUGGUCGUGGUGUUGCCGCGGAAAGUGACCACCCUGGUCAACAAGAAGGUUGUGAGGAGGGUGAUCGUAGGCACGUGGGUGUUGGUGAUGUUCAUUUCUAUCCCCUCGCUGGUGUUUCGAGACGUGAGAGACGACCACGACGAGAAGAAUAGAACAAGGCUGGUGUGUGCGCCCAAUCACACGCAGUCUCGGCAUGUGAGGUUUCAGUACGCCUUAGAGACGGUGUCGGGAUUCAUCCUCCCUUACGCAGUCAUCAUUAUCAGCUACGUCCUCAUCCUGAGACGCCUGAGGAAGACCAAGUUCCAGCGAAAGGUCCGCAGCGAGAAACUCAUCCUGGCUAUUGUGGUGAUGUUCGGCCUCUUCUGGCUGCCGUACCAUGUUAUCAACAUGAUACAGGUGACAGCUGAGUGGUACCCGGAGAACACAGCCAUGAGAGAAAAAUUGGACCACAUCUCUCAGUCCAGUCGUGCGGUGACUUCGGCGUUGGCCUUCAUCAGCAGCUGCGCCAACCCCGUACUCUACACCUUCGCUGCGAAAUCCUACAUCAAGAAGAACGGCGUUGCCUUCAUGGCUCGUCUCUUUGAGGGCACGUCGUUUGACCAAACAGGAACCAAAAAGAGCAAAGAACACGGGGAACUCAGUGCUGUUGACCACUCAAAUGGCACAGAUCUGACCUGCAUAUCACAGCUGUAA